AUUGAUGAAUUUUGGCGCACUCAUCACGUGUUUAACUUGGUCAUGUUUGUGUGGCGUAAUUCUCGGACUAGAGUGCAGUGUCAUUCCGGCCUCCUUUAUCUGAAAAAAUUCUUAGUGCAGUGUGUACAUUCCAAAAUGCCGUCCAAUAUUGAAAUCAAAGCCCACCUCAGAGAGCCUAAAUUUGUGAGGAAGAAGGCUCAGGAGCUCAGCAAUGGCAGUGCAGCAGAAGUACUUCACCAAGAAGACACUUUCUUCCAUUGCCCCAAUGGCAGGCUAAAACUCAGAGAGUUCAAGGAGGAUCCAACAAAACUGUCUCAGUUAGUCUUCUAUGACAGACCAGACACCACGGGACCCAAGCUUUCCAAAUUCUCCCUCGCUGAGUUGCACCACCCAGAACAACUGAAGACAACACUGAGCCUGGCCCUGGGCGUUAAAGGAAUCGUGAAGAAGACAAGAACGUUGAUCAUGGUUGGACAGACCAGGGUGCAUAUUGAUGAGGUGGAAGGUCUGGGAAGCUUCAUGGAACUUGAGGUGAUGAUGCAACCGCAACAGACAUCAGCCGACGGGACCAAGAUAGCUGAUGAACUGAUGGAGCAGCUGGGCAUCCAGUCCAGCGACCUGAUCUCAGGGGCCUACAUGGAUCUCAUACUACAGCAGAAUGUAGAGGGCAACUGUCAGUAGUGUGAGCCUGCUCACUGCCGCAGAUCAGGCCGCAAGAUUUUCGAAAAUCCAACUGAAAUAUUUAUUUUCUUCAGAUUUCUUGGCAUUAGGCUUCUUCUUUCAAGGGGUUGUGUGGUCUGUAGCCAUUCUGAAGGAAACGGGGCUCUUUACCUUGAAGCACCCCCUAGCUGGUAAAGAAGAGACAUGCUGGUGAGAAGUUUUCAACUGGGCUCCCACCAGUGCUUGGUGUGCGUGUCAAAGACUGGACAUUUCAACAGAAACUGAUUGUGCGUGUCACAGUUCGCCCUGUGCCCCAAAUACUUGAAUCUGCACGAGUUCCCACCAGAUUCCUUGCCAUGUUAAUGUAACAGCAUGCCUCCUCUUGUGCGUGUACCAUAAACAUAAAAAGUGCUAGCCUAAAUGUUAUUGCUAUGCAAAAUUCCAUCCGGGGCUGAAGAAAUAACUUGCAAAAGUGCAUGCCCCUGAAGCUUGCAGCUAUGGAUGGAAAUCGAGGGACCUGCUGUGCAGGGGUGCAUUCAGCAGUGCCACACCCCCAUGCCACACCCGCAUGCCUUCACUGACAAUGCUUGGGAUGGGCAAUGCCAAUAGCAUACCAAUCAGUCUUACCGCAGAGGUAGUGUGCGGAGGAUGUGUAUUAAGGACAAGUUUGAGUGCUACCAUUUGUCAGCUACAUGUUGUUGUCAAUUUUUGUCUGGUAGCCAGGACAUAGUUUUUGGCACAGGUUAUCAGUGAAACUUGACUAGCGGUUGACAAAUGGCCGUCACUCCUACUUGCCAGUAAUGGUCUGAUGGUGGAAGAUUAAGGCUGCAUUUGCAUGCAUUACUUGCGUAAACUAUGAAUGGUUACCUGCCGUCUUGAAAUAACCAUAGCUUGCUUACCAGUGAGCCACACUCGUCAUGCAGUCAAGACUGGACGAGUGUUAGCAAGAGCAACAUGCUGGAACGCAGCCUAAACGAGCUCUUUUCUUAUUCUGAUGACCAUGUUUAUGUUUAUCCAUAGGAUUGGCACUCUGUUGUUCUGUAAUCAGUUUUGUUCUUGCAGUACCUGUGCUGCUUAUUGAACAUUUCCUGGUGUUUCAGAGGAGGGUUGAAGUGGAAAAAUAUGACAAAAGAAAGUACUCCCACACUUUCUUCUGAAUUAAAAAACAUUUUUAUAAAAAAGUAAUCCGUGUGUACCCAUAGUUAACUCCAUUGGUGGCCUCUUUUUCCGUCAGUAAAAAAUGCCAGAAGGUCAAGUUAUAUGUUACAAGGUCAUAUUGUUUAGUAUUUGGAAAAGUCAAGUAACAUCUUGUCAUGCAUAAUGAGUUUCUGUUUUAUACUAAUUGUUCAACUUUUGUUAUAGUUUUCUCACUUCGAUGCAGAAGUGUUGUGUGGAAAUUUUUUUGCUAUUUUCAUCUAGCACUUUCAUUAAAUAUUGACAGGCACAAGAUGGUUUGGAAAACAAAAAUUUUAAGUGUCACGUCCAUGACCAUGCCGUCACCAGGUCCCUAACUUUGCCAUCUCUUUUCAAGUCUGAUUGGUUUUCACAGUGAGUGGCAAAAUAAGGGACCUGGUGACUAUACGGUCUAUGCAUUCUCAUGAAAAAAAAUUAUCUCCCAAUUGCUGGUUCUUUGUUUUCAAUCAUGAAAAUACAAGGUCUCUAUUAUGAAAAGGUAAUGUGCAAAGUCCAAAGGACCUCUUAUUGACAAGUUUAGACUGUUUGCGAUAAAAAGGGCCAUUUGCGACUUGAGCGUGCAUUCUUAGUAAUAUCAAACAAGAUUCAUCCUUAAUACUGAUUCCAAGUAUGUCAUGUGAUUAGUUGUGGGAAUUCUACCCAUCUUUAUGCAACUCAGAACUUUUUUCACACAUACAUACUUUCCUUUCCUUGUAAGCGUUUCCUAGAAAGCAAAUGUAUUCAAAAUAAAGGGUUACACGUGACUACCUAGCAUGGA
Acanthaster planci (crown-of-thorns starfish) is the source of this 2611-nucleotide messenger RNA. RefSeq lists its product as uncharacterized. The record is from RefSeq and is a predicted model, not a curated record. Lineage: Eukaryota; Metazoa; Echinodermata; Asteroidea; Valvatida; Acanthasteridae.